AUGGCAGACUCAGCUUACUCGACUAAUGUCUCUUCUCCUGACACGCCGAAAGUGGUAACUAUUCGCUCUGCAACCACUGACCAAGACAUGCUGAACAGCCAUAUUGAGACCAUGACCAUGAAAGAGCGGCAGAACCUUACCACUGGAUCAAAAGUUGUGGUUACCAUCUACGACCAAGAAACCCGAACCCAACACCAGUCGCAGCCAAUCCCACUGAAGGUCCUCAAAGCGGCCUUCAAUGCCGUUGACAGCCACCUCAAAACCCUUGAGGCACAGGGUAAAGACCUAAGCAAGUUGGACAACGUUAUCGUUGAAGUUCCUUGUCACAAGAGCUUCUUUGCCAUUAUGGCCUACCUGAAGUUUAGCAUCAUCGAUGCGAAGGGCGCACUUAGUGACAUGAGAGCCUUGCCGAACGACGAGAUGUCACUCAUAGGAUACAUGCACAUCGGAGAGGUCGCUGUGGCCCUUGGUUUUCGCCAUGUAUUGGAUCAAAUGAAAGAGAAGAUUCUACGUACAUUCUAUCGAGGCCCAGGCCAUAGAUACCGCCUCCCAAUCCAGGCUGUCCGAGCACUUGCUGGAAACAACCAUUAUAGUCAGUUCAGCAACAUGGUUAGAGAUAAACUGGUGUCCUCAGCUGCUCAGGCAUGUCUGGAACAUGACUUGAUCAACAAACACGGGGUGGAAGAUAUCAUGGAGGAACUACCACGAUUCGGAGAUCGAGUGUACGCCGAACACGAGCGAUUGUGCUAG
Messenger RNA from Lithohypha guttulata, 750 nucleotides. RefSeq lists its product as uncharacterized. NCBI's taxonomy places the organism in Eukaryota, Fungi, Ascomycota, Eurotiomycetes, Chaetothyriales, Trichomeriaceae. The record is from RefSeq and is a predicted model, not a curated record. The coding region runs from base 1 to 750 and encodes 249 amino acids. The transcript has a single exon.